AUGGAUGCCGGCUCUUCUUCAGAAUGGGGCUCUAGCCUCCGAGCCGCGCACACCCAUACGACCCGCCAUGGCGCGAUGGCAGUCGCGUUGCGUCGUGGUUCGACGUGGCGCGCGUGCCCUGCCGACCUGCUGGCAUUCCUGCAGGACUCGUCACUGCCACUACAUGCGCGCCGUGGCGGAGCGCACUGGGAUUCAGACGCGCUUUGGCGUUCCAGUCGCCCCCGCUGUCGUUGGAGCCGCGACAUUGCGGCAGCGGGGCGGCGAGGCGGAGCAGGAGCGGCCGCGCGCCGAGGUCUGGCACGGGAGCUCCGAGGAGCCGGAGUCUCCUCGGCUACGGGCCGCCGGUCGGGGCGGCCAGGGCCAGGGCGGCGCUGGCGGCCGCGGCGCGGCGCUCGUGGCAGCCUCCGCGAAGAAGAUCGUGAAGGCGCAGCGCAGAGUGACUGCGCGGGCGGCGGGGCGCGGCGCCGCGGGCAAGUCCGCCGCGCGGAGGAGUGCCCAGAUCCAGAGGAAUGCAGCCUCCGCCGGCGGGCAACCGAACGCGCGCGGGGGCCGCCACAAGGCCGCCAAGAUUGGCGACGUCGGACCCCGGGAGCGGCUUGCAGCGCCAGCAGCUCUGGGUCGUCAUCUGCGUUGUCUUCCAGCGGUUCCACUUCUGCCGGGCUGUCCAGCGGCCGGGCGCCAUGAGCCGCGUCGCAGGCCAGCGCGGCCUCCGCUCCGCCGCCUGCCGCGGCGUCGCAGGCCAGCAAGACGUCGGCGUCCCGAGGCGUCCCAAGGCUUCGCAGGCCAUCGCAGCCUCUGCGCGGGGCGUCGCCACUGACAGCCCCCGGGGCGAUUGCCGCUGCAUUGUGCGCCGCGGGAAGCACCGGCUUGAGUUCUGCCCGCCUGUGCCGCCCAGGUUGUGGACGGAGGCGCGCGCGCGCGGAGGACGUGGCUACGUUGCGAGAGAGUCGGCUGCGAAGACGGAGCGCGUCUCAGUCAGUUCUGUUCGUGCCGCAGGAUUGCGCGCGCGUCUCGAGUUCGAGGCGACGGGAGUUGUUUGUUCUCGGCGUGUGCCCGGGCGCUCCGGCUGCGCGAUCCAGCGGCCCUUCGCGCAGCCCCAGUCCAGUUCAUCGCGCAGAACCCGCUCCGGGACUUCGAGGGCGUGCCUCUGCGCAGUUGGCUCUGGCAUGAGCGGCGCAUCACCGCGAACAGGUACAGGGAGAUUCUGCGCGGGAGCUAUGCCCCUGACGCUUGGGGCGGCGCGCUCGAGGCUUGCGUCAUCGGCCAGCUUCACAAGCGCGACGUGCAAUUUUGUGAGGUCACCCAGGGUGGUUUCGAGCGGAGCACGCAUAUCAUUUUCCAAGGGGUUGAUGCAGACCGCAGCAGAACGCCUGUGACCAUCUUGUGGAGCGGCACCCAUUAUGACCUCCUGCGCGUUGAAGCGCGUGCAGAGGUGUGCUCAGAGCGGUGACCAGUCUACCAUCUGGAGACGCAUGGCCUCGCACUGGGACUGCAGGCGCAACGU
This is a messenger RNA of Prorocentrum cordatum, 1504 nucleotides long. NCBI's taxonomy places the organism in Eukaryota, Dinophyceae, Prorocentrales, Prorocentraceae. The record is from the annotation of a GenBank genome assembly.